This is a messenger RNA of Lethenteron reissneri (Far Eastern brook lamprey), 4214 nucleotides long. RefSeq names its product TGF-beta receptor type-1-like. Gene Ontology annotation, cellular component: signaling receptor complex; plasma membrane. Gene Ontology annotation, biological process: cell surface receptor protein serine/threonine kinase signaling pathway; cellular response to growth factor stimulus; protein phosphorylation. Gene Ontology annotation, molecular function: transmembrane receptor protein serine/threonine kinase activity; ATP binding. The record is from RefSeq and is a predicted model, not a curated record. NCBI's taxonomy places the organism in Eukaryota, Metazoa, Chordata, Hyperoartia, Petromyzontiformes, Petromyzontidae.
AUUAAAUUCGUCUUAGCCCCUCAGCUGACGCCGCUGAUCGCAGGGGGCGAGAGAAGCAGCAGAGGCUGCGAGGCAGCCCCCGGGAUCAGUCGUCUACGGCCAUGGCUCGCCUCACGACGCUGCUCGUCUUCACCGCCAUCCUCUUCUAUCCCGCGGCGCUCGCCCUGCGCUGCGCCUGCAAGACCUGCGCCAGCAGCAACUACAUCUGCGAGACGAAUGGCAUGUGCCAGGUGAUCGCUGUGCGUAAUAAGGACGGUCAUGUCACCAAUGACCGCAAGUGCUUGACAACCGAGAGCCUGCAGCCGCCAGAGCGGCCUUUCCUGUGCGUCGACUCCGUGGGCUCCCAGUCGCGGUUCAAGGUGCAGUGCUGUUCGCAGGACCUGUGCAACAACAAAACGCUCUCGCUGGAUCCGGUGCAUGAUAACAACGGAGGGAAACAGUCAGAUGAGCGCCCGAUGAGUUCCCUGGAGCUGGCAGUGGUCGUUCUGGUGCCGACCGUGCUGUUGGUCGUGGCACUCAUCGCCUUCCUGUGCCAUCGCCGCUCGCUGCACCGUCACCGCCACCAUCCCGUGCCCGAGUUCGAUGCCGAGCCCUACCGCGAGGACUCCUUCAUCCCCGAUGGGGCCUCCAUCAAAGAUCUGCUCUACGAGAUGACCACCUCUGGCUCGGGCUCAGGCCUGCCGCUGCUGGUGCAGCGCACCAUCGCACGCACGGUGGCGCUGCAGGAGAGCAUAGGUAAAGGCCGCUUUGGCGAGGUUUGGCGUGGAAAGUGGCGCGGGGAGGAUGUUGCCGUCAAAAUCUUCUCGUCACGUGAGGAGCGCUCGUGGUUCCGUGAGGCCGAGAUCUACCAGACCGUCAUGCUGCGCCACGAGAACAUCCUGGGCUUCAUUGCCGCCGACAACAAGGACAAUGGCACGUGGACCCAGCUGUGGCUGGUGUCGGACUACCAUGAGCACGGCUCUCUCUUCGACUAUCUCAACCGCUACACGGUGACGGAGGAGGGCAUGGCUCGCAUGGCCCUAUCCAUCGCCAGUGGGCUCGCUCACCUGCAUAUGGAGAUUGUGGGGACUCAAGGCAAACCAGCAAUUGCGCACCGAGACCUAAAGUCGAAGAACAUCCUGGUAAAAAAGAAUGGCACGUGCGCCAUCGCCGACCUGGGUCUCGCCGUGCGCCAUGACUCAGCCACUGACACCAUCGACAUCGCUCCCAACAACCGCGUUGGCACAAAACGGUACAUGGCUCCGGAGGUGCUGGAUGACACCAUAAACCUGAAGCAUUUUGACUCGUUCAAGCGUGCCGACAUGUACGCGCUGGGACUCGUGUACUGGGAGAUCGCACGUCGCUGCACGCAAGGAGGAGUAUUGGAUGAGUACCAGCUGCCCUACUAUGACGUGGUGCCAUCAGACCCAUCCGUGGAAGAGAUGCGCAGGGUGGUGUGUGACCAGAAGCUACGUCCCAGCAUCCCCACACGUUGGCACAGCUGCAAGAUUCUGCACAUUGUGGCCAAGAUCAUGCAGGAGUGUUGGUACCACAACGCAGCGGCCCGACUCACGGCGCUGCGUGUCAAGAAGUCCCUUUCACAGAUGCAGACGGCCCUGGCGUAGUAACACCACUGUGCCACCAACAUGGAACCCCACAACACCUCAGUACCGGCAGCCGAAAGCGCAGGGAUAUUGAAUAAAUGUUUGUCUUUUUUUACAGAUGUUAUGAAAUUAGUUUUGCUUUAAUUCCUUCCUGGUUUUAUAGUUUUGUUUCUACUAUAUUUUUUUUAACUCAGGCCUGAGUGCCGUAAUGCACGACGUGCCCAGUCUUUGGCGAGGUCUCAAUCUCCAGUAGGGUGUGGUUACACUGUGCUUUGUCGUGCUGUUCUGUAGACCACCCUUCCCUUUUUAAUGAUCAGGAUGUGCAAGUGAAGGGGCAGAGAGUUUCACCUUUUGUUGGAAGUCAAAGGUGUCAACCAAUGGCCAAAUUGGUGAUGAGUUCAGGGGCACCGUUCAAUUUUGCUAAAUCGUGCUUUGACGAUUGCUUGGAUGGGGAUAACACGUUCCUUCGGAGUGGGCAGGUAUAGGAACUUGGUUGGACAGCGCAUUCGUGCGAUCCGCAUCACGCGGCGCAAGCUGCGUGGGGCGGCGUGUCACGUGGUGCUGAGCCCGCCCGAAGCGCUCUGAAAUACAACUCGAGGGCGUGGCUAUGCACGACAGACAGACAAAUAAUCCCUGGUGGGCAGUGUGGAACCUGUUGUUCCUACCUGUAUAUUCUCCAACCACUUAGAGCCUCCAGACUACCUCACUCCUUCCAAUGUAUAUCCAUGGCUCUUCAGGACUUCAUGCCUCCAGUGCAGAGGCCAGGGGGCAGUGUGUGUGUUGAGUCAGCUUAAAGAAUGAAAAACCAGUGUUAACAAAAACUUUCCGAUUGUCACCAUGAUUUUUUAAUUACGUUUUUUCAAUGCAUUGCCACCUUCAUUACAAAUAGUGAUAUUUGGUGACUAGUUUCAUUCGUAAUUUUGUCUUUAUAGUCAACAACCUGACAUGAAAGUUCAGGUUUUCUCUGCGUAAGAUAAUAUUAACGUAUUUACUAUGUUAACAACACCAGACGUUUUCUAAGCCAUAGCUCAAGCCAUAAACAGGACCUUGUAAGUCACUGAAAUGGUAAACGAACCUUACACUUUUUUAGGAACUACUCCAGACAGACGUAUGUGCAUCGGAUGAGUAAAAAAACACCCCACAAUAACCACAUGUAGGGUUUGCACAAUGUGCCAGCCUGUAUUUUUCCCCAGUGUCCACAUGGUGUAUUGCGCAUUAAGGGAAUCUAUUGAGCAAGUUGACGGGCAACAUCUGCGGCUCAUUGGGCAAAUCAUUGUGGCAUUUUGUAACUGGUAAGGCCUUUACCUGGACAGAAAAAUGGUGUACUUAAAUUUUAUGCAACAUACAAACAUUUGAAUGUAAUCUGCGUAAGCUCAGUGAUUUUUUUAUUUCGUAUGCACGGUAAUUUUUCCUCGGAGCCUCAAAUUUCCGUCGUAAUCUUAACGAAUGAAAGUAAGCACGGUUCACCUCACUGCGAUUAAAGGAUUGUUUUUUUCAUUGAAUUUUUAAAAACAAGCAUUCACAAAUAGGAUUUGGAUAUAGGAUGCAAUGACAAGCAUAGUGAUUAGGGAAUUAUCACAUUUGAUAAAGGUACUUUUUGACUGCUCAUUGGAUGUACGCAGUCGUGUUUAAAGUUUUAUACAAAGAUUUUAUGUCUAAUUAAUUAAGUGUGAAACCUAACUAUAGCAACAGGAGUUUUUUUUAAGUUAAAUUUUCAUAGUUUUUUAUUUUAGUACUCAUUGCCUUUUUCUUACAAUUAACAGUCGAGCACUUAUCCAUUGUAAAUAUUUUUUACCGUUGACAAAAUUUUCUUUUUAAUUAUGUGCCAGGUGAUGUACAUAGAUUUUGAAAAUAUGAAUAUCGGUGUGCUGUUUAAAUUAUCUAGGUCUACUGCAUCCCAAAAGAGUGGAGUUAUGUGUUUAUCGAUGUACUGAAUUAUAAAUCUGAAAGACAAAUUGAUGGCUAAUAACUGACCUGUUAUGUGUGUAACGUUCAAUUGAUAUGUUAGGGAUAUAUACAUUAUAGACGAUGAAAUGUUUUAAAUUAUGUGCAAAAUUAGUUUCAAAAAGUCAUGUUCUUACACUGCUGUAACCUAUAAUUCUAAACAGCCUUGUAACAGAUUUGUUACAGAGCUGUGACUAAGAUUGUUUGUGAUUUGUAUAUAAAUUGUUUAUAUAUGUAUAUAAUGGUAACAGGUUUUUUUUGCAGUUUAAACAUAACUCUACGCUUCAAAUUUAUUAAAAAUAACAUGUUCUGCUCUGAGAAUAUUCUCUUGUAAAAAUGUAAAGCAGUACACAAACUUCGUCGGCUCAUGUACUUGAGUCAGUUCUGCUUUCAUUUUUUCAAAAGAUCGCUCAUAUCCAGCAGUGAUAGUCACAUCAGAUGAUAGUUGUGGAUAUCCUAGACAUAAUUGUUUUUUUGUGUUGACAGCAUUAUUUUGCCCUUGUGGUAAGCUUAUCAACAGAGAUUUGGAAACAGUACAAAACCAGAGUUUAGUUCAUUUCAAAGGUGUACAAAAUGAUAUGUCGUGCUGUGUGGGCUUUGACCAUGUAUUGUGCAACAUUGCGUGGACCAUGUAAAGUUAAAUCGGAUUACAUGUACUUUCUAAAAUUAUGAGUUGGUGUUAUUCUU